GGGCCAUCUACAACACCCCUUGGUAAGGUCUCUCUGCCUCCGAAACUGUCGAAAGUUGCAGAGAUUCCUUAGAAGUGCGUAGAGCCCGGCGCCACAUGCAGAUCUCUUAAAAUGGAGCCGGGAAAGGCUGUCUUAGUCACGGGGUCCACCAGCGGCAUUGGACAAGCUACCGCCCGGAUGUUCUUGUCACGUGGCAAUGAUGUCAUCGUGACGGGAAUAGCAGACCAACAGACCAUUGAUGAUGUCAUGAAAGAAUUCAAAACGUUGCCUGGAAAGGCUACAUUCGUCCCCGUCAACCUGCGAGACGUGAACUCCAUUCAGGCAUUCUGUGAAGAAGUAGACAAGCUCUACCCUAACGGCAUCGACGUUCUGGUGAACAAUGCAGGUGCUAUAUUCAAUGGCCCCGUGGAUGAGAUUCCAAAAGAUAAAUGGAAUGAAGUCAUCGCCGUGAAUCUGUCCGCGCCGUUCCAUCUCAUCAAGCAUUUCCUUCCGGCCAUGCGCAGAAAGGGCUGGGGCCGUAUUGUAAACAUGUCAUCUCAGCUAGGUUUAGGAAUCAGCAUGCCAGGCCGUGCACCAUACAGUGCCUCCAAGACGGGUCUAGUGGGACUUACUAAGGCGGUGGCAUUAGACGCAGCUUUGUGCGGUGUCACGUGUAACGCGGUCUGUCCUGGUUUCUGUGUCACAUCCAUGACAGAUAAGUUGUUUCAGGAAUACGCAGAAAAAUGGGGAAUUCCAGUAUUAGAAGCCAAGGAGCGGUUUAUAAGGGAAGGUCAUCCAACGGGGAAAGCCACGGAAAUAUCUCAUAUCACAGACUACAUCUGGUUCCUGUGUUCCCCGGGUGCUGAUAACAUGACGGGUACAGCUGUACCUCUGGAUGGCGGCAACACGUCACGUUAGACGAAGAUUCUCUGAUCACGUGGUCACAGUAUCACGCUCCUUGGUAUUGCAAUCCAUACUCCUUACAGAGUGUGUGCCGCUCUCUCCGUUCGCUUUAUAUCACUGCCACCACUGGCAAAUUUUGCACAGAUAUCUUGAACAACGCCGAGGCCAAUGGCGAUGUCUUUCCUAAAUUCUUUCUCAACCUUUGUUUCUAAUAAUAUUUUACACAAAUGUAUUUUGCACAGUAUGAUUCUAACCAGCAUCUGAAAGAAUGUUAUUAAGGAAUCCUGAUGAAAUAGUUCCGUUUCAGAAUGUUCGUCGGUUCAAAGAUCCAGCAGGGGCCUCCGUGGCUCAGUCGGUUAGCGCGCUAGCGCAGCGUAAUGACCCAGGAGCCUCUCACCAAUGCGGUCGCUGUGAGUUCAAGUCUAGCUCAUGCUGGCUUCCUCUCCGGCCGUAU
Messenger RNA from Liolophura sinensis, 1336 nucleotides. RefSeq names its product D-beta-hydroxybutyrate dehydrogenase-like. The transcript is spliced from 9 exons. Bases 112 to 897 code for a protein of 261 amino acids. The record is from RefSeq and is a predicted model, not a curated record. Lineage: Eukaryota; Metazoa; Mollusca; Polyplacophora; Chitonida; Chitonidae.